Molecule: messenger RNA, 1060 nt
Organism: Pseudonaja textilis
Lineage: Eukaryota; Metazoa; Chordata; Lepidosauria; Squamata; Elapidae
Product: START domain-containing protein 10-like
Cellular component (GO): cytosol; microvillus; intercellular canaliculus
Molecular function (GO): lipid binding
Source: RefSeq, a predicted model, not a curated record
GCCCGGCCCGGGAGCCUCGCAGUCCGUGCUGGGCAGCCGGGGAAGAAGCUUUGCCACCUGCCCGAGCGCCGCACCUGCCCCGCCCGCCCGCCCGCUCGCUCGCUCACCUGGGCGCACCUGGGGCUGCUCCGGCCGCGGCGGCUGAGACGGGGCGCCCCGCCUUGAUGGAGCCCGUGCAGCUCCCCGACGAAGCCGCCUUCCGCGCCUUCCAGGCGGAGUGCGAGACGGAGCUGGGCUGGCUCAGCCGCUACAACCGGGAUGGCAUCGCCGUCUGGGGGCAGCUGCCUCCCCAGGGAGACUUCGCCGUGCACCGCGUGAAGGGCCGUGUGAACAUGCCAGAGGUAUCAGCGGAGACCGUCUUUGAUGUCCUCCAUGACACCGAAUACCGGAAGAAAUGGGACUUGAAUGUUAUAGAAACCCAUGAGAUUGCCCGGCUGUCUGAUAACGCUGAUGUGGGAUACUAUUCCUGGAAGUGCCCCAAACCUUUAAAGAACAGAGAUGUGGUCACCUUGAGGUCUUGGCGAGUCUUGGAUAAGUCAUAUGUAAUCCUCAAUUUCUCUGUCAAGCACCAGAAAUACCCUCCCCGCAAGGACCUUGUCAGAGCUGUGUCACUCUUAGCUGGAUACCUGGUGCAACCAACUGGACCUAGCAGCUGCUGCUUGACUUAUUUGGCUCAGGUAGACCCAAAAGGAUCCCUGCCUAAGUGGGUUGUGAAUAAAGCAUCUCAGUACCUGGCGCCAAAGCUUAUGAAGAAAAUGUACAAAGCUUGCCUGAAGUAUCCUUCCUGGAAGCAGCAACACAACGCGGGCAAAAAGCCUUGGUUGCAUCCCGAGCAGAGCCUUCUUCCCACCAUGCCCCUCUCCGAACUGUCCCUCCAACAUGCCUCCUCGCUGGAGAACAUCGACGAGAGCGGCUUGACGGAAGCCAAGGAAGAGAAAGGAGACAUCAGCGGUUCAGAGAAUUGAUACCAAUUUGACUUUUGCUCACUUUUGAGACUUAGCACUCGCCAGCCAGCUGGCUUACCCAGUUGGUUUUACAAUAAAGGAUAAAAAAAGAAAAA